Molecule: messenger RNA, 878 nt
Organism: Rhipicephalus microplus (southern cattle tick)
Lineage: Eukaryota; Metazoa; Arthropoda; Arachnida; Ixodida; Ixodidae
Product: testis-specific serine/threonine-protein kinase 1
Biological process (GO): intracellular signal transduction; microtubule cytoskeleton organization; protein phosphorylation
Cellular component (GO): cytoplasm
Molecular function (GO): tau-protein kinase activity; ATP binding
Source: RefSeq, a predicted model, not a curated record
AUGAGCAGCGGAGCCAGGGAGCUGCCUGCGCGCAGCGUCUCCUCGGCACAGUGCCUCAGUCGAGAGGGCUACACCGUCGGAAGGACCAUUGGCGAGGGCUCCUACUGCCGGGUCAAAGAGAUAUCGAAGGGCCAGGAUCGGUACGCGGUCAAAAUCAUCGCCAAGAACCAGACGUCGUCGGAUUUCGUGAACCGGUUCCUUCCGCGCGAGCUGGACAUUUUGCCGCGCAUCGAGCACCCGAACAUCGUCAAGGUCUUCCGCAUCCUGCAGGCGCGAGAGAAGGUCUUCAUCAUUAUGGAGCUGGCCGAACAUGGCGACCUGCUGGACCACAUUCGGAACCACGGCCGCAUCAGCGAGGACAGGGCGCGCCGCUAUUUCGGCCAGCUGGCCAGCGCGCUCAACUACCUGCACGGCAAGAACAUUGCGCACAGGGACCUCAAGUGCGAGAAUGUGCUCCUCAAGGACGAGAACACGGUUAAGCUUACCGACUUCGGAUUCAGCCGAUUCUGCCAUGACCCGAGCGGCAAGCGCGUGCUGAGCUCGACGUACUGUGGCAGCGCCGCGUACGCCUCGCCCGAGGUGCUGCAGGGCAUCCCGUACAACCCGAAGAUGUACGACGUCUGGUCGCUGGGCUGCAUCCUGUUCAUCAUGGUGACAGGCACGAUGCCCUUCGAUGACACCAACAUCAAGACACAGAUCCGGCUGCAGAUGCACCGCGACGUGCGCUUCCCGCCAAACUACUCGAUCAGCUCGUCCUGCAAGAGCCUCAUCCGCCACAUGCUCGAGCCGGACAUUGUGAAGCGCGCCACGCUCAAGCAGGUGCUGCGGCACCAGUGGCUCGAGGAAGGCGUCGCCAUCAUCUCGUGAAAAUGGCUGCC